Necator americanus (New World hookworm) is the source of this 1014-nucleotide messenger RNA. RefSeq lists its product as uncharacterized. The coding region runs from base 1 to 1014 and encodes 337 amino acids. The record is from RefSeq and is a predicted model, not a curated record. The transcript is spliced from 11 exons. Lineage: Eukaryota; Metazoa; Nematoda; Chromadorea; Rhabditida; Ancylostomatidae.
AUGUUGGAAAACAAAUGUGCCCGUACACCUUGGAUCAAAACAAAGAUGGGUGGUGUUCUGAAAAGAAAACAAUUUCCUUUCAGGAUGACAAUAUGGAAAUUGUACAAAGCUAAAUUGGAAGCGCAUGCUGCACUAGAGAAAUUCCUAUUUGAAGCGGAAAACGCAAAAAGAGAGCAACUAGGAAUCAGCAAAAUUCUCACUUGGAAAGAAAAACUAAAACGAUUCUUCUCUCCUGUAUAUCCAUCUUGGCGGGAGAAUUUCGUGCCGACCAACUGCUACGAACGAAUAUUCAGCAAAGGAACUACAGAAAACGCGAUUGCACGACUCAUCCGUAACAUAAUUAUUCUAGAAGCAUUUGGUUUAGUUAUGUACUUUGUGCUCUCAUAUAAAUACGCUAGUCGACCAGAAAAUGUUGGUACAAUUCUUUCUAUUGUCAUUCACACUUUUCUCGUUUUUAUGUUUGUGUUCCCAGCGCUGAUGAGCUACUUCAUGUUGGCUGUGCAUCGAAUGAUUAGCACAAAGAUACGAGGACUGUUGCUGUUGUUGAUGAUAUCCAUGUCUUUUGAGGGACCAGCCAUGAAUGCAGUAAUGAACAUCCAUAAGGUGGCUGAAGGUAUUGCAUGUGUGCAAACCGAUGUCACUUCAGCUUUGAACGAUGUCAAAGGUCGAGCAGGAGAUGUGAAAGAUAUGAUUGCCAACAAAAUACAAGCACUUAUAGUAAAGGUUGCUGCUCCGAUCAAUAAAUUUCGUGCUACGCUACGAAAAAUUGACGCUAAAGUUCGCCGGAUAGUUGAAGCAAUACGAAAACAAUUUCGUGCACUCGCCAAUUUAACAAAUCUUUGCACUCGAUUCAUGAAAAAACCGUAUGCUAUAUGCAAGAACUUUUUCGAAAAAAUGUUUAUUGCUUGUGUUUCAAACGACAACGUUAUAAGUUUGCCGGGUUGCGAUAUCAUUAAAAAAUCAAGCUCGAAAUAUAAGGGUAAUAUAAGGGAAGGGGUAACCUUACGGCCUUAA